AUCAGAAGAGCUGUUAGAAAAAACAAAUAAAGAAUUGAGAACUAAAGUAGAAGCAUCAGCCAGCUUGAAAAAUGAAUUAGACAAUAUUAGAUUGUUAUUUUCUAAUAUUGAAGUUAAAAAAGCGAAAUUAAAUGAUAUUAAAAAAGAAUUACUUGAUGAAAUAGCUUAUACUAAAGCUUGUACAUCUGAACUGAGAAAGAAAAAAGAUGACUUAAAGACAGAAAUAAAUAGAAUAAAUAAUCAAGCGGGAAAAGUUAAAGAAAUGGAGAAAAUACUUGAAACGAUCGAAAAAAAUAAGGAAGAACUUCAAGAUGAACGACGCGUUCAACGACUCCGUAUAGAAAAACUUCGGAAAGACGAGGAAAAUCUACAGCAAACAUUUGAAAUCCGUAAUAGCCAAUUAAAGGACAAGGAAGAACUUAUCAAUGAAUAUAAACAACAAAGCAAGCAACGUACUGAUGAACUUCAAAGAAGAUUGAAUGAAGAAACCAAAAAAUAUCAAAAUUCUCAGGAGAAUCUUAAGGUACUACAAAGACAGUUAGAUGAAGAAACCAGAAAAUAUCAAGAUUCCCAGGUAGAACUUACUGUUCUUAACGACCAAUUAAAAAAUAAAGAGGAUCUUAUUAAUGAGCUCCAUAAACAAAUUGAAAAUCUAAAUGGACGAUUGAGCCAAAUAAGAAAGUUGUCAUUUUCAGAUGCCGAAUAAAAAUAAUGAAAUGCUGACAUUAAAUAUUUUGGAAAGCAAAGCAAAAUCUUUUAACUAUGAAUCUACACUAGAAAUUAAGUGAUCUAUUGUGUAUAUCGAAUAUCAUUUCUACGUGUUUUCUAUUUAUAAAAGGCAAUUUAAAAUUAUGAGGGAUGAUUUAUUUUUUGACUUGUCAAUGCACUUUACUAGAAUUUAAUUUUUUUUUCUUAUGAUUUGUUGGAAUAUUGUAUCUUUAUAUA
Molecule: messenger RNA, 945 nt
Organism: Rhizophagus irregularis DAOM 181602=DAOM 197198
Lineage: Eukaryota; Fungi; Glomeromycota; Glomeromycetes; Glomerales; Glomeraceae
Source: RefSeq, a predicted model, not a curated record